Helicoverpa zea (corn earworm) is the source of this 4244-nucleotide messenger RNA. Its product is annotated as putative phosphoenolpyruvate synthase. Gene Ontology annotation, biological process: phosphorylation. Gene Ontology annotation, molecular function: ATP binding; kinase activity. NCBI's taxonomy places the organism in Eukaryota, Metazoa, Arthropoda, Insecta, Lepidoptera, Noctuidae. The record is from RefSeq and is a predicted model, not a curated record. Bases 198 to 4169 code for a protein of 1323 amino acids. The transcript is spliced from 23 exons.
UACUUAGCAUUGAUUGUGGCAUUAUCAUUGAUUAAGGACUCCAAUGCGAUGUCCACAUUUUUUGCUUGAUUGUCUCAUAGUCAACACUCGGCUGUCAGCUCGCUGCCGCUAACGCUCUAUCAAUUUCGAGUGGCAUUGAACAUCGAACGAACGUUGCGUUGUUUACUAAUGUAAAUAGUCUCUCAAACUAAAACAAUAUGGAUAUAUUUGAUAUCCUCCUCCAAUCGGGGCUGAUAACCAGUGCGAUAGUGUUCUAUUUAGUAUUUAUAAAGAAACAAACACCAAAUAAGGGACCGUACAAACAAGUUGGCUGGAAUUAUUAUCUGCGGCUCCUAUACGCGCGCUAUGCGGUCCGUCGCUGGAAGUCACAGCUGAAGCCAGGUCGACUGGACGAGCUGCCUCUAGCAGACCAGUACACGGGAUGGGACAGCUUCGCGGUUCGCACCUCCGCUCCCGAUGGCUCGACCCUGCUGCUGGCUAUUCGCAAGCUGUGCGGCAGACAGCCCCUAGCCGAGAUACAUGUACACGUCAAAUUGCCUGAUGGAACUACUUACAGGUUACCGCAGCAUCCAGAUACGGCAGUAUGUGCUUGGGAAAAUGUUGAGGGUGGUUGGAGCGCUGAUGGUCUGAAAGUUCAAGUCCUUCAAGACAAGAAGCGUUACAGAUUCUUGUACAACGGACUUUUAACUCGAGUGGAAGAUGGAGUUACGCAGCAUGUCAAAAUGAAUUUUGUUUGGGGAUCAAUUACCAAAUCAAUCCGUUUUCCUGAUGAUUGGAGCAAUAAGCUAGCAGCUGAGGCGUUAGCCCUUGAAUCAUGGCGUGACGACCAGUGGCCAUACAUGCUGAACAAAACAGACGAAGGGGGUUGGUUGCAAUGGGGAGCCGCUCAGGGUCGGUUCGAGUCGUUUGACGAAGAAGGCGUUGUGGACAAGAGUGUGUACUUAAGGACUCGAGGAGUGAAGGAAAGGAGAUGGGCACCCAAUGGGUAUGAUGGUCUGAGACGUUCUGUCACGAUAACUGCGGCUGCAAGAGAUGGCACUGCGUUUCAUCUUCGAUGCUUUUCCUAUAAAACUGAGUUGACUCAUUGCGUGUCCGGAUAUGUUAGAUGCCCAGACUACUCCACAAAAGAGAUCACCUCUACGGAUAUUGUGAUGUCGGAGUUCUGCGAACGACCUGAUGGGAUUCCUAGUGUUUACACAAUAAAUGUGAGCACCGACAAUGACAACCUGAAGCUGGUGUUAAGAAUAAACGCUGAUGGGGGCAAUCUAUUCAGCGGCGUCCCCUACCAGCAAGAAGUGAUAUACCGCACCAUGCAUGUCGACAUCAACUGUGAGCCUGGCUCCGGUAUUCUGGAACUGGGAUACGAACCCUCGGUUGUAAAGGAGCCUGUAUCGCGCAUUGUUCCACUACCUCAGCUGAAGUGGCUGACAGAGAAGCAGGCUGGUGAGGUCGGCUACUCCCUUUCAUUCGAAGAUCGGGCAGCCGCAUGUCCCAUGUACGUGGGGGGCAAAGGAGCAUCUUUGGCUCUGCUAGCGUCCAAACAGAAGGAAGAGGGUUAUCGAGUACCACCUGGAUUCUGCCUGACCACUAAAGCCCUUGAUAAGCAUUUAGAAGAAAAUCCUAAGCUGCUGGCAGCUAUUAGAGAAAUUGAAGCUGCCAAUGAGGAUUAUAAUGAAGAAAUAUUUAAGGAAAAAUGUAAAAUAGCAUCAGACUUGAUUGCAACCACCGAAAUAAAGGGCGAUGUCAAAGAAGAAAUAUUACUAAGUAUGCAAAAAUUGAGAAUAAAAUCUGCUGAGCAAAAAUUAGGUUCUGAACUACGUUUUGCUGUGAGGUCAUCUGCCGUAGGAGAAGACAGUGAAGAGCUAUCAGCCGCUGGACAAAACGAAACAAUUCUUGGGUGUAUAAGCGACGAUGACAUCGUCCAAGGAGUGCAAAAGUGUUGGGCAUCCAUGUUUGCGUUCACCAGUUCUUAUUAUCGCAGACAGAAUGGUCAACCCUGUUUGUGUGGAGGUGGUGUGGUAGUCCAGGCCCUGGUGACACCGCGAGCAGCUGGCGUCAUGUUCACCCGACACCCAGCACAUGGAGACCCGUCCAGACUGCUUAUUACGGCUAACUAUGGACUUGGCGAGAGUGUUGUAUCUGGUGCAGUAGAACCUGACACAAUAAUACUAAAGCGAACCAGGGAUGGAUUACUCACCAUUUCAAAGAAGGAAUUAGGUUCCAAAACUCAACGAGUCAAGACAGAGGGAAGUGGCAUCGCUAUGGAGGAUGUGCCCGAAGGAGAGAGAAACGUGGCUUGCAUCACUGACGCUGAAGCAUUGAAACUGGCAAAGAUUGGAGUGACUCAAGAAGAGUUGUGGGGAGCUGGGAGAGAUAUAGAGUGGGCUGUAACUGAGAAUGAGAUAUUCCUACUGCAAGCGCGGCCAAUCACAUCUCUGGAUCGUUGGACGGAAGAGGAGUUACUGCACGAACUAGAUUCGCCUAUCAUGGCUGACGAUGAUCUCACUUCAUUCGGUAACACCGGCGAGGUACUUCCAAAACCAUUAACAGCGAUGAGUUAUGACAUAGUAAACGGCCCAUUGUGUUCUGGAAUGGAAAGAGUAAUGGUUGGGGAUAAAGGACCAAUAUACGACGCACCCGUGGUCAUCACUCACAACAGAUGCGCCAUGUCUCUAUAUAAUACGAUAUACAGAAAUACACCCAAAGAAAUAGAUGUAGGCAUACGCAUGAUUGAAAUGUCAAUUCAUGGACAUAAGGUAGCAGACGGGCAGAUUUGGAAGACAGCGCUGCAUAGGCGGCCAGCACAUUGGCUUAACCAUUUGAAAGGAAUCUGGCUCUUAUUGAAGACUCUUGUAUGGUCCAAAUGGGCAAUGAAUGACUCAAUAAAAAUUGCGCAAAAUGCUAAGUUCGACAUCGAAACCCAAAAUCCCAAGGAGCUGUUGGAUAUUGUUUCGAACACUGAAGAUAUAAUGGAACGUGUGUCAUACAACCACACAACUACCAGCGCAGCCAGUUCGGGAAGCCAGUUCAUAGCCAUGACCAUACUUUUGGAGGGAAAAACAGAUUUUUCUGCCGAGCAAUGCAAUGAAAUAGGGGCAUUAUUUAGCUCCGGCGACGUGUUAUCCGCAGAAGUACCUGUGGCUUUGGCCAAAAUAGUGCAAAAGCUAGAGGCAUCAGGACUAGCGGAGGAAUUUAGAGCUCAGGACCCGAAGAAAGCUUUAGAUUGGCUUAAACAUUAUGCACAUGAUGAUAUUUACAUUGAUGUUCGCGAAUUCUUAGAACAACACGGCUAUCGAGCCGUUAUGGAGUUCGAUUUAGUUACCAAGCCAUGGGUGUUGGUCCCAGAAGACAUGAUGAAAGUCUUACAAAAUUUAUACGUGGCCAGUGAAGGGGUCAAAAAUACCAAAAGUAAUCAGGAGGUUGUGGACGCGUUGACUAGCCCUCAGAAGGCCAAUACGAAGAAAAUUCUCCGCUGGGUUUUGCCACUAUGCCACCGAACGGUGCGGCACAGAGAAAGUACAAAAGCACACUUGGUCCUUACAAUCCACAAAUUGCGGCUUGCUUUUAUUCGUCUCGGCAAAUUGUUAGUUAAAAACUGGUACAUACCAAAUCCAGACCUCGUGUUUUUCUUCAGACUGCACGAGUUACAAAAAUACAUGGCUACUAGAGAUCCAGCUUUAUUGAAAAAGGCCGUGCAGCGUCAGCAACACUACCCAAGCUGGUGCAAGUUGCAGUUCGCGGAGCUGAACACUGGCUGGGUUGAGAGACUGCAACCAAAAGCGCCGUCAUUGGUAGCUGGUGACGUCAGAAUAAAUGCCACCUCCGUGUUCGGUGGUGAAGUGGUCGCUAGGGCGUGUGUCAUAAAGGAUCUCUCUGAGAUAGGAGAUUUACGUCGAGGCGAUAUCUUGAUAACCCACGCGACUGACAUCGGUUGGUCUCCUUACUUCCCUCUCUUGACGGGCAUCGUCACGGAGCUUGGAGGACUUGUCUCGCAUGGUGCCGUGAUAGCACGAGAAUACGGCUUACCGUGUAUAGUGGGCGCAGCGUAUGCUACAGACACAUUCAAGACAGGAGACCUAGUAAGACUGUCAGGAACAAAGGGACUGAUAGAGAAAGUCGAGGUUGCAGAGGAGAAACAAGAAGCAGAAGAAAGUGAAAAUAAGGAAUGAGAAAGUUAUAAUGUUAAGUACCUACCUAAGAAACCUGUUAUUGUUGUAUUAUUAAUAAAAGUUGGUUUAUAAAAA